Molecule: messenger RNA, 2416 nt
Organism: Sitodiplosis mosellana (orange wheat blossom midge)
Lineage: Eukaryota; Metazoa; Arthropoda; Insecta; Diptera; Cecidomyiidae
Product: synaptic vesicle glycoprotein 2C-like
Exons: 13
Coding region: 451-2052 (533 amino acids)
Biological process (GO): transmembrane transport
Molecular function (GO): transmembrane transporter activity
Source: RefSeq, a predicted model, not a curated record
GUUGAGCGCCGCUCAAACUCAAGUUGGAAACAAUCACGACUAAUUGACAAAUGAAAAGUCUAAUUGAACGUUAAAUUGAUCAGCAAUUAAAAUCAAUCAUAUUGAUCAUGAGAAGUAUAUAACAACAUAUGUGUGAAAUUGGAAAUGGCAACAAACACAUUUUAUUGUGAAGUUUGCAAAUAAAAAUAUUUCUACUGAGCACUUUAAAUACGGAAGUAUUUCGUGGCACACAUUUACAGAUUGCAUUAUUAUCUUUGAUGUAAAAGUGUUGUCGGAAAUAAUAGAAGAGCUAAGAAAUCGUUUGAAUUUUGAAAAGUUUAGUUAUAACUAAAAAAGAAUAGAUAGUCGUGUGAUUUAGUGACUGAAGUGCCUGUGCCACAGUAGCAUUUUUAUGUAGAUUAUACACUACUUUCAUAUAUUAAUAGUUCGAAUAAUAAUUUAAAGAGAAAAAUGGCGGGUGACAUUCCAAUGGGUGCCAUAGAAGGAAAUAAGCAAUCUGGCAUUGCUAUUGAAAACGAACAUGAAGUAAGCCCAACAAAGGUGAUAAUUCAUGAGCAUACUUUGGACGAAGCAGUAGGAGCAACAAAAAUUGGAAAAUUUCAAACAAUAUUGAUCGUGUUGAGCGGUCUUAGUAUUAUGGGAGCUGGGUUGGAAAAUGUCAACAUUAGCUAUAUUCUACCCUAUGCAAAGAGUGAUCUUAAAUUAACCAUUGCCGAACAAGGCGUGCUGACUUCUGUAUCAUUUCUCGGCAUUGUGUCGACAUCAUAUUUAUGGGGUUUUCUCGCUGAUACAUGGGGCCGGCAGAAGGUGCUUUGUGUAGCGGCUCUGAGUGGAUUUUGUUUCUCAUUUAUAUCUGGAUUUGCAACAAAUACGACAACGCUUAUUAUUCUUCGAUUUUUAGCGGGAGCAUUCCUGGCCGGAAGUCAAGCGGGUGGAUUCUCCUAUAUAAGUGAAUUUCACACAUUCAAAACGGCUGCACGAGCGGUUGCUUGCUCAUCAAUAAUGCUAAGCGGUCUGGCAAUCGUAUUAUCAUUGUUAGCCAUUGUAAUAUUGCCAAUGGGGUGGACUUGGCACAUUUUUGGUAUGGAUUUUAAGCCUUGGCGCUUCUUCAUCGUUUGCAGCUCUUUUAUCAACUUGUGGAACGGUGUUGUGUUUUUAUUUUUGCCAGAAAGUCCAAAGUUCCUACUUGCCAUUAAUGAAAAAGAGAAAGCACUUCAAGUAUUAAGAAGGGUUUACGCAUUCAAUACCGGUCAACCGGAAGAGAGCUACCCUAUCAAAAGCAUCAAGAGUGAUUCAAUUGGUGGUAACAACUUAGCGAGCACGAAAGGAUUUUGUAAUAUUAUGUGCUUGUUAUGGUCACAAACGAAGCCAAUUUUUUUGCCUCCUUUGCUUGCGCAUACGUGGAAACUGUGCUACCUCAUAUUUGCCAUUUUUGCCAUUGGACAUGGAACUUUUAUGUGGUUCCCCGAUUUUCUGGUUCAGCUUCAAAACUACAAUGGACCGCCGAAAAUUCUUUGUUCAGUCGUUGAACCAAAACCAAAAUUAGUUCAGGACGAUUUUGAAAUAUGUCAAAAUGUAGAUAACCAAAACCUACCAACGUACCAAAUUUUGUUGGGAGUCGGCAUAUGUUUCAUGGCGUCUGGCAUGUUAACAAGUUUGUUGAUGAAGAAAAUUUCACCCAAAAAAAUUAUCUGCAGUUGGAUGUUUGUUUCAACGUUGACAUGUUUUGCAUUGAAUUUCUUCACUAAUUUCGGAAUGAUUGUGACCAGUUUCAUAAUUUUCCUCAGCUGCUGUAGCUGUGCAAAUAUUGUGAUGGCAGUUGCAGUGAAUUUGUUCCCCACCAACUUUAAGGGAAUGGCCACCGCUUUCAUAUUGAUGUGUGGAAGAAUUGGAGGAUUUGCCGGCAGUAAUCUUGUCGGAAUGCUACUGACAGGCAUGUGCACUUCGAUUUUUUAUAUCGAAGGCGGAUUAUUGAUCAGUUGUAUCUGUGUCUUUUUGACAAUAAAAACCACCGAAAAGUCAACGCAAAAGCCAGUACCUGAGCCAAAAUAAUGGUUUUGCAAUUAAUACAAAUUAAGUUCUAAAUGAAGAAUAAAUAAAUAAAGAUUCAUUCUAUUUCCGCGUGUCAUUUUUUCCACUUAGAUUAUCACAUUUUUUGUUCGCGUACUUGUACAUCAAAUAAGAAGAGCACACUUGAACUGAUGACAUUUAAGAGGUGUAUAUAAAGAGAUGAAUCACAGAGUUGCCAAUCACGCAAACCGUACAGAUUUAUAACGCAAAAUACAAGUACAGUUCAGUUCUUAUCAAUGUAAAUGGUGUUGUUCGACUUCUUUUUUAUGAUUACCAAACGUAUAACGUAUAACGUAAUAAUUAUGACAAUUUCAUUCGUUGAACUAAAGCUACAAUUAAAGUAAAA